AUGUAUUUCACUUCGUCACAUGACAGCUCGCAUAUCUGUCAAGUCAGAAACGUAAACAAACACGGACAACUGCCCGUAAAGAUUGUGUGCAGAAUAAUCGUGAAAUUUUAUGUGAAAUCUCGAGAAAAGGAAAAACAUCAUUUCAUCCCGAAAUUUGGCAACAUUCGUCCGAGUAUGAUCGAGCAGCUGUGUGUGUGUAUGCCGACGAAAUACGACGCCGUUUCUACAACAAUCACUAAAGCCGGCUGUGAUCGUGAUCGGCACAUUCUCAACUGGACCAACACACCGGUCGUUGUGUAUCUUCAAGCAAACCAACGUUGCCAUACACCACAAAAUAGCAUGGAAAGGAAAGUAUUAUAAAGUAAUGUUAUAUUUGAAAGCAUUCUAAUCUUUCAUUGUUAUUUUUCCACUGCAAACAGGACAUUGGAUCACCGCAUCGACAAGUGGUUUUUAUGUGCAAGUGUUGUUAAGAAGUGUGUUGUACGGUGUAUUACGUGUUUUACUUUAUUUGUAUCGCUUUGCAAGUGGUACAAUUAGUGCGUUUAAUCGUUGUAAUACAGCUAACAUAAGAUUUACCCGAGCAUUAGAAGCGGCAACAAUACAUGUGCCUGACGCAGAGACAACAACGCCGUCGGCAUCCGUUGAUACCAUCCAAAGUGAUGGUUGAAAUCGUAUUUAAACGUGUAAAACCAUGUAUUGGGGCAUGUAAGUAUUGAAUAAUAGUUAAAUAAAAUACAUUUUAUCGUUGUACUGGACAAUGUGCAUCGAAAUUUUAAAAAAGUGUGUGUGUUUUUGUUUACAUCCGAAUACAGAACCCACAGCGUUAUACUGUGGUUCGUGCACUCGCUAAGUAACGCUUGAGCUUUGAGCUUUCAUUGAGCUUACAUAGAAUGUUACACGCUACCUGCUCACUAAGGACUGCUAUCGAGCAGUGUUAUGAGCAGGUAGCGAGCAGUAACGCUUCCAUACAAAAAUCGCGAAACGUAACGCUCCAAUGCUAUUUG
Molecule: messenger RNA, 1004 nt
Organism: Anopheles coluzzii
Lineage: Eukaryota; Metazoa; Arthropoda; Insecta; Diptera; Culicidae
Exons: 3
Coding region: 1-360 (119 amino acids)
Source: RefSeq, a predicted model, not a curated record